GCCAUGAGGAGUCUUGUAAGCAUUGUAACAUUCCUAACCCUUCUCCUCCUUGUCCCAACUGUGAUGUCCAACAGGAAAAUUGGCCACCACCGCCAUCCAGUAAGGCCAAGAAAUAGGGAUGGAGAGACGGUGAAGCCCGGCUUGUAUUGGGAAGUAGGAUCAACAAAACCAAGGCCAAAGCAAGCAGACACACUUCAAAUUGCAGGUUCGAGCUUGCCCGAUUGUUCGCAUGCGUGUGGAUCGUGUUCGCCGUGUAAACUAGUAAUGGUGAGCUUCAUGUGUUCUUCACUUGCAGAAGCAGAGACAUGUCCCAUGGCUUACAAAUGUAUGUGCAAUAGCAAGUCAUAUCCUGUUCCAUGAUAAGAGUUCAAGAUACACAUUGUGUUAUAGGAGAGUUCAUGAAUCCUUUUCAGUUAGGUAGAGAGAGAUGUGUUUACACUACUUGCUUAUAAAUAUCAG
This is a messenger RNA of Telopea speciosissima, 459 nucleotides long. Its product is annotated as protein EPIDERMAL PATTERNING FACTOR 1-like. The record is from RefSeq and is a predicted model, not a curated record. Gene Ontology annotation, biological process: guard cell differentiation; stomatal complex development. The transcript has a single exon. Lineage: Eukaryota; Viridiplantae; Streptophyta; Magnoliopsida; Proteales; Proteaceae. The coding region runs from base 4 to 360 and encodes 118 amino acids.